CCUUUCGUCGUUCCCUCGGAAGCUCUCAAUCGCUCAUAUUGUGGUUGUGCACUUUUUGCACCUAAAGCGUCGGUGCGUUGUGAAGCUCGCAAUGGCAGAGAUCGCGGAGCCCACGAACAACCCUCCGCAGCAGCCAGCAGAUGCCGCAAAUCCAAACCCUGCUGCAGGUGCAGCAGAUGCAGCCGAGGCGCUGGCUGCAUUGCAAGGGGCAGCAACAGCUGCACAGCACCAGCUCGGACAAUUCGGCCCUCCCAAGUCAGCUCCGCCCAAUCAAGCUCCUGGCGCACCAUCAAUGUCAUCCCAAAUUGCUCCCGGCACGCGCAUCCCUGGCAUGGGGCGAGGCACAUCUCUGUACAGAGGAGUCAGCAAGGCGGGCGACAAAAAGAAGUGGCGGGCGAUGAUCCAGUACAACCACAUGCAACACCAUGUGGGUUACUACGCGACUGCAGAGGAUGCGGCGCGCGCGUAUGACCGAAAGGCGCUGCUCUUCAUGGGCCCAUCGGCCAUCACAAAUUUCCCCCCCUCCAACUAUGCCGGCGAGGACCUCACUGCUGACGGCACCGCCGAAGAGCAGGCCAAGAAGCGGCGGCGCACGAGCGCGUUUCGGGGGGUGACGAAGUCUGGCGGCAAGUGGAAGGCUUCAAUCCGGGCCAACAAUGUCAAGAGGGACCUUGGAGUCUUUGAGGACGAACUGGAGGCUGCCCGGGCGUACGAUGCGGCGGCGGUGCAGCUGCUGGGCGAGUCAGCGGUGACCAACUUCAACGUGCAUGACAUAAUGGCGACGCUGCCGCAGCCGCCCGCGCCGCCGCCGGCCGCCGCCGCAGCCACCGCGCCUGAUCAGGCGCCACAUGCAAUGCACAUGCCCAUCCCAGGAGGCAUUGCGCAAGUUGGAGCUCCUGACAGCAUGGCGGGUGCAGCGCUCGGGGUGCAAAAUAACCCUGUGUGGCAGAUGCAAACACCCUUGGCAGGCAACGGCGUCCCCCAACUUCCGGUGCCGGUCCCCCCGCGCUUCCACGGCGUGAGGCCGGCAGGCACCGGCAAGUGGCAUGCGCAGGUGCUGGUGGACAUGGGCCGCUUUGAGACUGAGGAGGAAGCUGCGCGCGCGUAUGACCGGGCUGCUGUCUGGUGCCUGGGCUUGACUGCUCACACCAAUUUCCCCCUCAGCGACCUCAUUCAGCCCGGGGAUUUUGGAGCGCAACAAGCUCCUGUUCAGGCGACAGACCUGGGGCAGCAGGACGAGGGCGUCCCCUCCGACUCCGAAGACGACGAACGGGAAGCUUCCAGCACAGCUGCUGCAGCUGAU
Molecule: messenger RNA, 1303 nt
Organism: Coccomyxa subellipsoidea C-169
Lineage: Eukaryota; Viridiplantae; Chlorophyta; Trebouxiophyceae; Coccomyxaceae
Exons: 9
Biological process (GO): regulation of DNA-templated transcription
Molecular function (GO): DNA-binding transcription factor activity; DNA binding
Source: RefSeq, a predicted model, not a curated record